Stylonychia lemnae is the source of this 2493-nucleotide messenger RNA. NCBI's taxonomy places the organism in Eukaryota, Ciliophora, Spirotrichea, Sporadotrichida, Oxytrichidae. The record is from the annotation of a GenBank genome assembly.
AUGGCCCAUGUGAUUUAGAGUCAAUCUUAUCUGACUGGAUUGAAUAUAUCUAACAAUAAUUUAACCAGAUUAUUCUAGAGCGAUGACUAUGAUUAUCAGAUUUUAAGCCUUGAAUCUCUAGAUAUUUGUGAGAACCCUAUUGCAGAUGUGUCCCAUACGGUUUAUGAAAUUUAAAGAGCUUUUCCAAACAUAAUUGACCUAAGGCUAAAUCUCUAUGACGAAGAUCAUGUAGACUUAAUAAUGAGAUAAUUGCCUAAACUUUAAUUCCUAAAUUCAUUACCUGUUGAGAGAGAUGAAGAUAGUAUUUCUUAAGUUCAUAUUGUAGAAACUAGGCCAACCGAUUAAGAGGAAGAAUAUUAAUAUGAAUUUUCAAACAGCAGCACUCCGAUCGUUCAUGAUAAGUUGCCACAAAUGAUUUUUGAAGAUAGGCUUAAGCUUCCUACUAAAAAUUUAAACAAUUAGUUCUCACAAUAGAAUAUUCAAUCAUAGAGACACUUACUUUUAUAAUCAAGCAGAAGCACAAGAGAAUAAAGCAAGUCUGUUUCAAAUAAUGAACCCUAAGAAUUGACUUUAAAUCCAGGAGAUUUAGAGUAAAUAGCACAGAUAUAUGAUAAGAUUAGGGCCAUGCAUAAAGAAAAUAAUCCUGGCAAUGAUAAAAGACUUGCUAGUGAGUUUGAUAAUCAUUUGAAGACAGUCAUGCUCAAUUUAUCUAAUGCUUUAAGGAAUGAUGAUGCACCUUUAAAAGAGAGAAAUGCAGAAGUACUUAAAUCCAAAUACUUUCUGUAUGACGUCUGCUUCGAAAAGUCAAUCUAAUAUCUCUAAAUGGUAUCUUUGGACUAGGAAUCUGAAAUAUUUGACUAAAUAAGACAAGGUAUCUGCUCAAGUUUUAUUUACAUGAGUCAGCAAGUAAACAUUACAGAUCAAUAAAAAAAAGAAAGAGAUAGCACGCCUACAAGAGCAACUCAAAAUCUUGAAAAACAAAAGUUGCAGAAGAUCAUUGAGCAGUAAAAAAUAGAAAUAGAUAAGGCAAAUCUCUACUCAAAGAAUCUAGAGGAAAGGAUUCAAAGGAUGAUGGAGGAGUAGAACUCUGAGAGAGAAUACUAUAGAGUUGAAAAGUAAGAACUGCAAAACUAGAUUGACUAUCUUGAAACUGAAAACAAAAAAUGCAUUGAGGUGCUUAUCAAACACUCUAAAGACUAGAGUCAGAGUCAUCUAAACUCUAAUUUAAAUACCCAAAGAGACCCUUUGAACUUCAAUAACGGCUCUACAAAGUUAUUGAUUAACUGCGAUAGUGGAAAUUUAUCUAGUCAGCCAUCAAUUUCUCCUCUCGGAUUAAAUAAAAACAGAAUCAAUUAAAUUUCAUAGAUGUCUAUUGAAAACUAAAAGAAGCCAUCAUAAAAGUUGAAGUAUAUUAAUGUUCCUUAGAUAUAAUAGCCAUUAUAAAAUAGAAAUUUGACUAUUAAAUAGCUUAAAGAGCUCAUCAAUGAUAUCUAUCUAUGCAAAAGCAAACAUGAUGAGAAAAAUUGUGAAAACAAGUAGGCUAGAGAAACCAUGGAAUAAUUCAUGUAUACUUACCUAAAUUAAAGAUAUGGACUUAAAUAAUUAAUAAUAGAAUGGGCUUAAGCCAUUAUCAAUGGCAUUAAGAAGUACUAAAAAGAGGAUAAUGAGGUUUGUCUCUUUGGUAAAAUAUUGAGAAAUGAGGUUAAUGAGGAAUUUAGACUGGUUUAGCUGCAUGUCAAAGAUACAGUAAAUGCACUCUUAAAGCAAUUUAUUAGAGAAAAAUACACUCAUAAAUCAGAGCCUGAAAUAAAUAAGAUGUAUGAUGAAAUACAAAAUGACAAAGUCAACAUUGAUAAUGGUUACUGGACCAAAAUUAUAGAGAGAAUGUAUGAUGAUAAUGAUGUAAUCACUCUAAAGACUAAGAUAAGAGACACAUCCAGAAACCUUAUGAGAGAAGAUAUUUAAAAGUAGUUAUAAGGGAAUUCAAAGUCAAACCACGCUGCUAGUAGUAUUUCUAUUGUUUCAUCUAGCAGUACUAAGCAUGCUAACAAGCCUAAGUUAACUCGAGAGGAAUAGCUUUAACUCCUAAACCAGUUGAAUGAUGAUAGUAAUGUAAAAGUCUACUUUAGCAACUAUAUGAAGAAUGUUCUUGAUUUCUAGAUGUCUGAGCAUGAAAGAUAUCUGAAGUCCUUCAUUUAUGUAUUCAGAAAGGUUGAUAAAGAUAAUGAUGGUAUUCUCAAUGAAAACUAGUUCAAACUACUUAUGGAGGAAAUUAAUCUAUGCAAUGGUUAAGAUGAAAUCAGAUACUUCUUGCAAAUACUUGAUCCAUUUAAUACAUAGAAGAUUACCUUCAGCGAUAUCAUUUAACUUUUCUCAUCACAUUAAGUAUCAGAUGAAAUAGAGGAAGAUCAAGAAUAGAUUAAGUUGCCUUAGAAUGAUGGAAACAAGAUACCUCUCCUUGAAAGACUCACUAAAAUGUAUGGAGCCAUGUGA